UCGUGAUCAUGUCCAGUUCAGAGAGCGAAAUAGACGACACAUCCGAUGUGGAACGGGAACGGCUAGCGAAAGCGGCCACUGAAGCGGGUGAUCCCGACGCGAACCACUCCGAUGAUGACGUAGAUAGGCCAAUCGAAAAAGAAGCGAGCGUUAGCUGGGAGGAACUGGGCAUUAUGGACACUUUGUGCCAGGCCUGUCGGGCACUGAAAUGGAAGGUCCCCUCGAAGAUUCAGCGUGAAGCGAUUCCACUCGCUCUGCAAGGAAAGGACAUUAUCGGUCUGGCGGAAACCGGUUCCGGAAAGACGGCGGCCUUCGCGUUACCGAUACUGCAGGCACUGCUCGACAAUCCCCAGCGGUACUUUGCCGUCGUUCUGACGCCCACCCGCGAACUGGCGUACCAAAUCUCGGAGCAGUUCGAGGCUCUGGGAACAACGAUCGGCGUCAAGUGUUGUGUCGUGGUCGGAGGCAUGGACUUAGUAGCGCAAGCCCUGCAACUUGCCCGCAAACCGCACAUCAUCAUCGCUACGCCCGGCCGGCUCGUGGACCACCUGGAGAACACGAAGGGCUUCAGCUUGAAAGCCCUCAAGUACCUGGUAAUGGACGAAGCGGACCGUAUUCUGAACAUGGACUUCGAGGUGGAGCUUAACAAGAUCCUGAAGGUGAUACCACGCGAGCGGCGCACUUUUCUCUUCAGCGCCACAAUGACAAAGAAGGUGCGGAAGCUCGAACGCGCGUCCUUGCGCGACCCGGUCAAGGUGGAGGUAUCGAGCAAGUAUCAGACGGUCGAUAAGCUGCUGCAAUAUUACCUCUUUAUACCGGCCAAGUACAAGGACGUCUAUCUGGUGCACGUCCUCAAUGAGCUGGCUGGCAACAGUUUUAUGAUUUUCUGCAGCACCUGCAACAACACCGUCCGGACGGCGCUGAUGCUGCGUGCGCUCGGAUUGGCGGCCGUACCGCUCCACGGUCAGAUGACGCAAAACAAACGGUUGGCUGCGCUGAACAAAUUUAAAUCGCAGACCCGCCAGAUACUCAUCUCGACCGAUGUGGCCUCGCGUGGUCUCGAUAUCCCGCACGUGGACGUCGUGCUCAACCUGGACAUUCCGAUGCACAGCAAGGACUACAUUCACCGCGUCGGUCGUACGGCUCGCGCGGGUCGUGCAGGGCAAGCCGUUACCUUCGUUACGCAGUACGACGUCGAGCUGUAUCAGCGGAUCGAGCAUUUACUGGGAAAGAAGCUGCCGCAGUACAAGUGCGAAGAGGAUGAGGUGAUGGCCCUGCAGGAGCGUGUCGCCGAGGCGCAGCGGACGGCACGCAUGGAACAGAAGGACAUUGAGGAGCGAAAGGCGAGCAAAACUGUAAAAGGCAAACGAGGUGCCACCGCCGGAUCCGAUGACGACGACACGGAGCAGUUCAAUGGCGUGCGCAAACGGUUGAAACCGAACGGCAAAGGUAAGCCGCAAUCGAGACGCCGAUAGAGUGGAAGAGAA
This is a messenger RNA of Anopheles cruzii, 1487 nucleotides long. It is a transcript of the gene pths, whose product is annotated as probable ATP-dependent RNA helicase DDX47. Gene Ontology annotation, molecular function: ATP binding; RNA helicase activity; nucleic acid binding. The record is from RefSeq and is a predicted model, not a curated record. Lineage: Eukaryota; Metazoa; Arthropoda; Insecta; Diptera; Culicidae. Bases 9 to 1475 code for a protein of 488 amino acids. The transcript has 2 exons.